AUGUCGAUGAGAUUCUUAUUCUUCUUUUUACUGAUGAUAUUAGUUAGUUGUCAAGCAGCUUCAGUAUAUGAUGGUGACGAGGGUGGCGACAGUAACAGUGACGAUACGGUUGAAUUGAAUAAUCAAUUUCGAUCACUAACUCGUCAACAAUUGGCUGAACUUGAUGAAUUUCUUUCGCGUAAACUUCUCGAUGAAUCUUUAUCUGCAACAUCCAGUGAAACAUUGUAUCGCAAUACCCGUCGUCCAUAUGAACAUACAAUUGUUAAACGUGCGCGCGAUGGAUUGUGGACAACAACAGAAGUUCUUAAUUGUAUUCAAGGCUUGCGAUAUUCGAAACACUCGAAACUUAACAUGGUAACACAAAUGCUCAACUGUUACCAACGUCUCAAAUACAGUGGCUAA
Adineta ricciae is the source of this 402-nucleotide messenger RNA. Lineage: Eukaryota; Metazoa; Rotifera; Eurotatoria; Adinetida; Adinetidae. The record is from the annotation of a GenBank genome assembly.